Saccharomycopsis crataegensis is the source of this 591-nucleotide messenger RNA. It is a transcript of the gene TAF10, whose product is annotated as Taf10p. Lineage: Eukaryota; Fungi; Ascomycota; Saccharomycetes; Ascoideales; Saccharomycopsidaceae. Gene Ontology annotation, biological process: transcription initiation at RNA polymerase II promoter. The transcript has a single exon. The record is from RefSeq and is a predicted model, not a curated record. The coding region runs from base 1 to 591 and encodes 196 amino acids. Gene Ontology annotation, cellular component: SAGA complex; transcription factor TFIID complex; nucleus. Gene Ontology annotation, molecular function: RNA polymerase II general transcription initiation factor activity; promoter-specific chromatin binding.
AUGUCGCAGAAGUUGAAUAUUAACCUCGCAGAGGUUGAUGAAGAGAUGGAUGUUGAUGAAGAGUUGGUGGAUCACGAGGAACAACAACAAGAACAACAAGAACUGUCAACCGUGAAAAGUGAGAAUGAGAAAGCUGCAAAGAAAGCCAAGGUUCCUGCGAAGAUGCUAGUGGACUCAUUACCAGAGACCACCAGAAAAGAUAAGAGUUUAAAAGACGUGCUUGAGUUGGUGAACGAUGAGUACGCCCCGAUCAUUCCCGAUGCUGUCACCGAUUUCUACUUGGCGAAAAAUGGGUUACAAUGCUCAGAUAUCAGAAUUAAGCGGAUUUUGGCUCUUGCUACCCAGAAAUUCAUCAGUGAUAUCGCGACUGACGCGUACGAGUACUCGAGAAUUAGAUCGGUCAGCGCCAUUUACAACAGUACCAACCCUCAAGCGAGGGCCAGAGCAUUGGUAUCGGGACAACCUUUAGCUAAUAGUGGAAGUGGUUCAGGAAGUAAUAAGCAGGAGAAGAUUGUGUUGACUUCCGACGAUUUGGGUAGUGCGUUGUCAGAAUACGGGUUAAAUAUAAAUAGACCUGAUUUCUACAGAUGA